Perca flavescens (yellow perch) is the source of this 4072-nucleotide messenger RNA. RefSeq names its product RAS guanyl releasing protein 3 (calcium and DAG-regulated) (gene rasgrp3). The record is from RefSeq and is a predicted model, not a curated record. Gene Ontology annotation, cellular component: plasma membrane. Gene Ontology annotation, molecular function: guanyl-nucleotide exchange factor activity; calcium ion binding. The transcript has 17 exons. The coding region runs from base 323 to 2431 and encodes 702 amino acids. NCBI's taxonomy places the organism in Eukaryota, Metazoa, Chordata, Actinopteri, Perciformes, Percidae. Gene Ontology annotation, biological process: Ras protein signal transduction.
UCAGUGCUGGCUCAAUGUGCAGCAGUACUCUGUAUGGCUGAGACAGACAGAGGGCUUUGGAAUGAGAGAGGCCCUUCUGAAGAAAGAGUUAGAGAUAGUAGAGAGCUAUGCUGGGUUCACUAGCAGUCUGUUGGAUCCAGCUGGAUUUGGGUUUGGAUGUGGAUUUGAAGAGACAAAAGGUGGAUUUACACACAAACAUGUUUAAAAAAUGGAUGCACGCGCUGUGCUGGUAGAUCUUGGCUGUCUCCGAUGAGAAAACCCCUGAUUGGUCCAUAACAGCGAGCAGGAAGUGUUGACCCUGUCCUUCCUCCAGCUGGGCACUAUGGGAUCAUCCACACUGGGGAAGGCAGCAUCACUGGAUGCUCUCUUAAAUGAAUGCAUUCAUGCAUUUGAUGACAAUGGGGAACUGCAGGCCAACUUGAUCCCUCGCAGCCUGCUGCUGAUGCAUCGCUGGUACAUCACAUCCUCAGAACUGGCGGGAAAACUACUGAUGAUGUACCGUGACUGCAAAGGUGACAACUGCCAGAGAACCAAGCUGAAGAUUUGUUAUUUAAUGAGGUACUGGAUUGUGACAUUUCCUGCAGAGUUCAACCUGGACCUGGGUCUGAUCCGGAUGACAGAGGAGUUCAGAGAUGUGGCUGCUCAGCUUGGCUGUGAUGAGCAUUUCAAGCUCCUCGACAUCUCCACCAUUCCAUCUUAUGACUGGAUGCGUAAGUUGACCCAGCGUAAGAAGCAGGCAAAGAAAGGCAAGGCAUCACUGCUGUUUGACCACCUGGAGCCCAUGGAGCUGGCUGAGCAUCUCACUUUCCUGGAAUUCAAGUCUAUACGGAGGAUAUCGUUUACUGAUUACCAGAGCUACGUUAUCCACGGCUGCCUGGUGGACAAUCCAACUCUGGAGCGCUCCAUCGCUCUGUUCAAUGGAGUGUCACAGUGGGUCCAGCUCAUGGUGCUCAGCAAGCUAACACCUCAGACCCGUGCAGAGGUUAUUACCAAAUACAUCCAUGUUUCUCAGAAACUUCUGCAGCUGCAGAACUUCAACACUCUGAUGGCAGUGGUGGGGGGGCUGAGCCACAGCUCCAUUUCCCGACUAAAGGAGACUCACACUUAUCUGGCUCCAGAAGUUGUGAAGAUCUGGAGCGAAAUGACAGAGCUGGUCUCUUCCAACAACAACUACUCCUGUUACCGAAAGGCCUUUAAUGAAUGCCAGGGCUUUAAAAUCCCCAUCCUGGGUGUGAACCUUAAGGACCUGAUCGCAGUGCAUGUCGUAUUUUCUGACUGGGUUCAUGACAGUAAGAAGAUGAACCUGGUGAAGAUGCAUCAGCUCUACAUCACCUUCAAUGAGUUGGUGUCACUGCAGAGUAUAGUGGCCCAGGUGGAACCCAACAUGGACCUCAUUUACCUGUUAACGCUUUCUUUAGACCUUUACUACACCGAAGAUGAGAUUUAUGAGCUGUCAUUGCUAAGGGAACCACGUAACCCCAAAUCAUUGCCCACCUCUCCAACGACUCCCAACAAGCUCCUGGUCCCACUGGACUGGGCCUCCGGGGUCACCACCAAACCAGACCCUUGUGUGGUCAAUAAACACAUCAGGAAGGUGGUGGAUUCUGUAUUCAGGAAUUAUGACCAUGACCAUGAUGGCUAUAUUUCUCAAGAGGACUUUGAGAGCAUCGCUGCUAAUUUUCCCUUCCUGGACUCCUUCUGCGUUUUGGACAAAGAUCAAGAUGGAUUGAUCAGUAAGGAUGAGAUGAUAGCAUAUUUCCUCCGGGCCAACCCACUGCUCCAGUGUAAGAUGGGUCCAGGUUUCAUCCACAGCUUCCAGGAGAUGACGUACUUGAAGCCCACCUUCUGUGAACACUGUGCUGGAUUUCUCUGGGGAAUCAUCAAACAGGGCUACAAGUGCAAAGACUGUGGUGUUAACUGUCAUAAACAGUGUCGGGAGCUGCUGGUUCUGGCCUGUAGGAAGCUGAUCCGCUCCAGCUCUCUGAGCAGCAUUUCACCAGCCAGACUGACCCACAGCUCACUGCCCAGCAGCCCGGCAGUGCCCACCUGUGGAGAUGAGGAUGAGGUGUUUGCAUUCCCAGUGGUCACAUCAACAGGUCCAGCACUGGACUCUCAGUCCAUCACCCUGAUGACUGGGUCAGCUCAGAGGAUCUCUGUGCGCCUGCAGAGGGCUACCACCAGCCAGGCCACCCAGACCGAUCCCCUGUGGCCCGAACACAACUGGGGGGCCACAGAUGGCGUCUCACACACCUUCCCCAAAAUGAAAUACAGGACUCACAGGAAAACAUCCAAAAGUAAAGGUUUUGUCUGCUGGGAAAACCAGAAGGAGCAGACAGUUUCUGCUUGGUGCAGCAUGGACUCUCGGGAGAAGUCCGCCGUCUCAAGAGAGCUUGUACACAAUGGGAUUACACACAGAGGGAAGGACAGCUGACUUGAUCACUUUGGUGAGGGCCAGUCCCUGGGGUCCAGAGAGCCCCUAGGGGCUUGGACCAGGAAGCUCUUCUGUCUGGCGGACAUUCUGGGCUGCCUGAGGUCCAACUUCAAUGACCUGGAGUUAUCUUGUUCUGUCUAGUCGCCAGCACAAGCAGAGCUACAUGUGGACGCCGUGUAGCUGCAUGAAAGGACUAAAUGUGUGAUCUCUGGCAGAGAUCACAAAAAUGAAACAGAUGAGCUCAGUGGAUAACCCACUGUUAAUUACAUGAAGAGACCUCCACCUUGGCAGCAUAAUUGGCUUGGGAUCAGUGUGGAUUACUAAAAUGUAAUUUAGGUCUGAGUUUGAUUCGGGAUGUACAUAACAUCAGCACUUGAAAAAGUGAAGAAACAUUUUUUAAACUUCACAAUAGUGUGCAAUGGCUUCAGUUUAGUGGAUCAAAGACACACAGUUACUUUUUGUAUGCUAGCUUUUUAAUUCCAGAUUGGGUGCAGCAAGCAACUUCUUGAUGGUCAUUUCCCAAGUUGGAAUGAUUGGAAAAAGCAUGAUGGAUAUGGGAGAGUGUGUAUAUAUGUGUAUGGCGAGUUAAAUAAAGGGAAAGUCUAAAUGAAAGUGAAUUUUAAGGGCAUCCAACGUAUACAACUUUGAAGAUUGACGGUUCUGAAAAACUUUGGAUUCUGUUAAAUGUUUCUGAGUGUUCAUUGCUAAUGUUUUUAAUGUAUUGCCUCUCUCUCCUCUGUUGUCCUCCUGCUGAACCUUUUAUCAGCCUUUGACACAGUAAACCACCAGAUCCUCCUCUCCAUCCUCCAAGAACUGGGAGUCUCAGACUCGGCACUCUCCCUGUUCCAAUCCUACCUCAAAGGCCGAAUUUAUAGGGUAACUUAUAGAAGAUCUGUGUCUGAACCUUGUAGCGUCACUACUGGGGAACCUCUGGGUUCUGUUCUAGGUGUCAUCCUCUUUUAUCUGUACAGCAAGUUACUGGGCUCUCUUAUUCCCUCACAUGGCUUUUCAUAUACAGCUAUGCAGAUGACAAACAACUAAUUCUGUCCUUUCCAUGGUCUUGAAAACCCAGGUGGCUGACAUCUCUCAGUGGAUGUUGACACACAACUUGAAGCUCAAUCUGGAUAAGACUGAGCUGCUCUUUCUUCCAGGGAAGGCAUCUCCCAUCCACAACCUCUCCAUUAACAUGGAGAACUCUGUGGUGUCUGCGGCUUGGACUGCAAGGAACCUGGGUGGGACACUGUUUGACUAACUGUCCUUUGCAGCCAAUAUUGCUGUGAUAACCCGCAGCUGCAUAUGCUCACAACAUCAGGAGGAUAGGUCCGUUCCUCACCUAGAAAGCGACACAGGUUCUGGAUCAGGCUGUUAACAUCGUGUUGUCAAGACUACUGUAACCCCCUCCUGGCUGCUCUACCAGCAAGUGCCAACCAACCUCUGCAGCUUCUCCAGAAUGCAGCAGCCUAGCUGGCUUUCACCCUACCCAACUUCACUUCACUUUGAUGAAUUUUAUCUACUUGCAUGAUUCUUGCAAUUUCUGGGUGGCAUCUUCAUGGGUGAAUGCGCUUACUGUAAGUUGCUUUGGAUAAAAGCAUGAACUAUAUGAAUGUAACGUAAUGUAAUUAAUACAACAUCUAUACCUGA